Molecule: messenger RNA, 1030 nt
Organism: Rhododendron vialii
Lineage: Eukaryota; Viridiplantae; Streptophyta; Magnoliopsida; Ericales; Ericaceae
Exons: 4
Coding region: 358-852 (164 amino acids)
Source: RefSeq, a predicted model, not a curated record
UCUUGUUUAGUACUCCUAAUUUUCCCACCCAGUAUCGUAACCCUCUACCCGUACUCUGUAGGCAUAAAAAACCACCGGCCGCGGCUGUUGUGCGCAGCUACCGCUUUUUCUCUCUCUCUCCCCCGUGGCCUCUCUCUCUCUCUCUCUCUCUCCCGUAAGCUCUCCCUCUUCCAACUUGGUUGCGGACUUACGGUGUCAACGGAAACAGGUGAGGGACAAAUUAUGCCGAUGAGGACACUUGGUAGUUUGAGUUCUGAAUUUCUUACCGUGAAGAUUCCCUGAACUCUAGGUGUUCCUCAACUCAGGGUGUCCCUUUAUUGUCUUUCUGGGGUUUGCUGAAGUGAUUCAAGCAUCAGAAUGAAGCUGAAAGUUGUUGCAAGGAAAGUCUAUGAUUAUGUUCGUUAUGAUCUGAAAGAAAUUGCAUUCCCUUCGUCUUUGCCUGAUCCACCACAUAUUAAGAAGCGUCGCAAAUUGACUUGGAAAGAGCGAUAUCUGGUGCUGAAGGAAGCGUCCAGACUUUACGCUGCUAGUUGGGUAAGAGAUAUUGGUCCUGAACUUCGGCCAAAUGAGUAUAAGAAGAAUGAGGACAGUGAAGACAAAACCAGUGGCGUAAAUGGCACAACAAAAGAUAAAGAACCCUCUACUUUGGAGGAUCUUGCGGUGGCUGCUAGAGGGGGGAUGGAGACACUAAGGCCUGUAUUGCAGCGUGUCUACAUGACACGAGCUUCGGCUUAUAGAGAUGCACUCAGGAGCUUCAUAGAAGGGUAUCAAGAAGGCAUACAACAAGUCAUGGAGAAGAAAGAAGACUCUAGCGCUCAGCAGGAAGAGGAUACCCCAAAAAAACCGACUUGAACAAGUAGUUUUGGUUUGUUUUAAUGCUACAGCUUUCUAUAAGAUGUUACUCAUGCGAUUCAUCCCCUUUGGCACUUGGCAGUUUUGUAGUUUGUGCAGACAAUGAAGUUGCUAUAAUUUAUGGGAUAUUUUUGUACAUACGAUUUCCAUUUUAAGCAAGUAUGAUCCCUUUCCUGUA